Molecule: messenger RNA, 7174 nt
Organism: Podarcis lilfordi (Lilford's wall lizard)
Lineage: Eukaryota; Metazoa; Chordata; Lepidosauria; Squamata; Lacertidae
Source: the annotation of a GenBank genome assembly
GCCGCGCCGGCCCUGCUGUGCGCGCUUUGGAGACGAGGCUCAGCGGACGCCGGGGGCACCUGCUCUGCGCUGGCAGGACGCUGCGCUCGGGCACAGACGCCGGCGCCCGCGAUGUUCCCGAGCCCGGUGACCACGACGCCUUUCUCGGUCAAGGAUAUCCUGAGUCUGGAGCAACAUCCCAGCGGCUUGGCGCCCAUGGAGCUCUCGGCUCUGGGCUCGCCCUCGUCGUGCAUGCUAGCCACCUUCAAGCAGGAGGCGUAUCCGGCCGACGAAGGCCCGAUCGCGGACAGCCCCGUCGGCCUCGCCAAAAGCAACGGCGCCGCUUUCCCCAGCCCCUUUUACGCGGCCAAAAACUACGUGGAAAUGGACUCGACCAAGGCGCCCAAAGGGGACAACAAGAAAGGUAAAAGCAAGGGCCCGUCGGGGACACGGAGAGGGUCCCUUCUGCGGCGACCGAAGCGCCAUCUCUCUCUUGAGCAGGGCAGGCUGGGAGGGGGGCAAUAUUUGGGGUAGAGGGGGAGACCUCUGGCCGGGCUAGGGUGCUCCGAGGCAGCUGGAGCUGGAAGCGGCUCCUUGGUUCCUGGAUCUCCCGCCGACUCGAGUUAAGCAAAACCACCGACGGCCCAGAGGAAGGAAGGAAGUCUCCGAGGGCCCAGGGAGUGUGCGGUCAGUCCCGCUCCACGUAUGCACAGCCGCCCGGAGUAUUUUCUGAAGGAAACCAGCUGGAUUGUCGCCUUCAUGUCGACAGGCUUGCAGCUUGUCGGCUGGAAACGGCAGUAGCAGUGCGUCGUCUUAUUUACGAACCAUCCCUCUUUGUCAUUUGCUGGAGGAGCGGGAUGGUUCUCCAUCCUCGCGUCUCCUAAAGGAGAGGGAUUCAGGUAGAGUCGGCUGUGCUGACUGCUAGUUGGCGAUCCCUUUGCGGGCAGACGGGGUGUUGUGCUGGAGUCGGACCUUCCCUUGGGCAGGUGACUCCUCUUAGUCUAAGAUGGACAUUUGCUGUACAUUUUCCUGCAGAUGUCUUCCUCCUGAUAAACCAUUUUUUCUUAUUAUUGACGAGGAUGGGGAUAAGCUUUUUACAGAGCGUUUUGUGAUUGUCCAAGGCGUAUGACAACCAUUAUCUUCUUGUGAGGAUCACAAGCCUUUAGUCCACUGCAGAUAAGGAAAGAAAGAAAUUAUCUUGCCUAGGGUCAUGGCAGGGAUGAGCCUGGGCACUUCCUGGUUCUUAGCUCGUAGCCCGGUCAAAUCCACAUCUACUCAAGUAACUGCAGAGGUACUUACACCAAGGCAGAUGUGCAGAAAGUUGCAGUCGAUGUUCUGCAGCUGGACUCCAGCUAAGAGUCCGAACUCUUUUUUUCUCGCGCGCCGAAUUUCGGUAACAAAUGAGCGGGGAGGUAGCACUGAGAAUAGGAUUACUAUCCAUUACAUUAUUGUUGUUGUCAACAAUCAUUUUGUAAAAUUUAAAAUAUGUAUAAGAUGUAUAAAAACUAUAAUUCGUAUUAAACAUGCUCGUAUUUAAAUUUAGUAUUUACAUUUAAAUUGAUAUAGUUCGAAAUUAUUAUUAUUAGCAGCAGCUGUAGUCACACCCGUUGCUCAGCUGUCCCUUUGAUGUAGGCUGAGAGGCCUCAGAACUCCUCAAAAGGCGCAAUCCGCAAACUCACUCUAAGGAAACUUCCUCUAAAAGUGUCUGGCGUUGGUAAGACAAUUUGAGAUUCUUAAAAUAUUCAUUGAUAAAUCGAGGAGCACAAUUCAACACUACGAUCCUUCCCAGAAGGAAUAGACUCCAACCAUCUCAAUUGGAUUUAUUUUCAAACAGAAGUAGUAGUUCUAGUAGUAGUAAUUUAACUUCUGCUCAGGAGUUUGAUAAACACGCACAAGAGUUAAGUUCCAUCGAAUGCACUUUUUCGCUGGUCCUUUAGGAAGUCAUGUUUACAUUAAUUGCAGUAAUAAUUUCUUAGUAAGCCUUCGGAAUAUUAACGUUUCAAAAGUUGUCUUUGGAAGUUUAAUCCCCCCCCCCAUGAGGUUGCCAUCCUAUGCACACUUAAUUGGCCUCAAGUUCCGCUGGACCUCUUGAGGCUCACCGGUUCUAAGUAAGCAUGCACUGGAUUGCUCUGUAAGAUUUCCAAUUCAUUGGGUGGAAAUUGACGGAAAGGAUCAGCUCCCUGUGUGAAUCGCACUUUAAUCAACUCUCUAGUGGAGGAUGUCCCUGCUUUUUUUGCAAUCACGAGUUCAUUUCCAUUUCCUUAGGAAUCUUCCCAGAUAGAACAUCAGACCGAUUGAGCUUUGAUGUGUUCAUACUUUGAGCAGCACAUUUCCUGGGAAUCUCCGGCUCGGAUUUUGGGUUCCUAAACUAGUUAACAUUAGUCCUAAGUAAAUGGCGUAGAAAUAAAUGGCACUGACUUGAAAAUGGCUUGUAUAAAUUGUAGAUAGAUAGAUAGAUAGAUAGAUACUCUAUCUCUCUAUCUACCUCUUUGUGUGUAGGUAAAUGUGUGUGUGUAGUACUGAAGUGCAGAUAAAAUCCACAUUAACUGUUCGAGAAAAGAGCUUGAAUGGGACUCAUCAGUGUCUGUGGUUUCUUCACUCUGGAGGAAAAUGUGACGCUACCUGAGGUCGCUUCUAGAUGGCCUAUUUAUUGAGCAUUCGUCCUGCACAAAGUUUGCGGGGGUGGCUAUGGCUUCUACUUUUUGAUAACCUAUUAUGAUUUGUUUGAGGGGCUGUUAUACAACCUCGUGUGAACAAUUGUUAUCCCACACUUCCAGUACAUUUUCUGGCAAUUUCCUUACCGCAAAAACUCCGAUUAUGUUUUUAUUUUGGGGGGGGGGGGAGUGGUUUGUUGCGCAGCAGUUCCAAAUUUACUUCAGUUGCUUAACCUGAGUUUACCCGUCUGCGGCUGAUUUCCACCCACCCGCAAAUAGAGACAGUGAAUCACAUUCGAAGCACGUUGUUCCCUCAAAGAAUUCUGGACAAUGGAGUUUAAGGGCUGCUGUGAAUUGUAUUCCGUGAGGGGCAAACUACAGUGCCCAGAAUUCUUUGAGGCAACGAAUGUACUUCAAAGGUACAUUGUGCACGCAAUGAGGUAUUGAGGUCUACCCAGCUGGGCGUGAUUUAGCCACAAUUAAGAUUUCCGAAAUCUGAUAAUAUAUAUACGUGCUCAGAAGCAAGCCCUGUUGAUUUCAAUGAAGCUAUUUUCAAUAAAGAUAGUUUAGGAUUCAUCCUUUAAGUCCUAUAGAUUUGUAAUGAGUAAAAAAACCUAUGGACAAAUAAUUAAAUUUAAGUUUUUAACGUGUUCAUUUUAAAUUGGCCAGGUCUUCCGCACGUUUACUUUGAAGCGCCCUACUGAUUUCAGAAGGAGGUUGUCCCAAAUAAAGUGUGCAAAAAAUGAAUAAAAGGUAAAAAUUCAACGUACUGAAACAGUGACCAGAUUUUGCCCAUUAUAUGCAGUUCCACGAUCUUGGGAUCCCGCUGAUUUCAGUGGGACAAUUUUUGGGAGUGCCUAAGUCAUAUGCCUACAUCCAGUCUUUAAAUUUCCAAAAAGAAAUAAUUCCGGUAUCAUUUUAAUCGCUUUGAACUGAAUUUGUACCUUGAAUAUUAAAAUUGAACUAAUUAAGAUGAAGGGCAGUGCUGUAUUUGAAUAAUUUAAAAAUGUAACAACAGGAGCAACCACCUAGUCCGCAGAGUAAGGCCUUCAAAUCUAGAUUUCUUUGGAAGAAACAAAGCGCACCUAAGAAUAUAGCUCUGCUUGGAAAAAAGGCAAACGAAAACAGAGGCUUUGCUCCAUUUCUGCGGAAGCAAAUCAUUGGAGUUCAGCAGUAUUUCCAAGUAAGAUGAGUUGACUUCUGAAUAAACACGAGUGGGGUGACUUGUGAAAUCUGUUUGGGAUCGACUUCUACUCCCGCUGAACUAAAGGGGUGAACUUUUCCGCGGAUACAAUUUAGCCAAUGUUCAGCAAUUUUGUAUCCCAGGGUUUAAUUUUAGCUGGAUUUGAGCCCCCAAAUGUAGGCUUGAUCUGUUGCAUUAAUUUUAAUUGGCCGCAUUCGUUUUAGAAUUCUAUACCGCAACUAUCUAUAGAGAAAGAGAACUGGGACUUUAGCACCCCUGAACAUGGCAAUCGAUGUUGUGGUGUAAAUGGAUGUGUUUAUCGGGCUACAGAAUGGAGACACAGAACGUUAUUUUAACACCCAGAGCCUUUGGGGAGAAGGGUUGGUUCAAUGAGAUUUACUCCCUAGUUUAUAUAGGGCUGCAGUUUUAGGGCGCAAUGCUUUGAAUGUUUUUUUGGGUGGUGGAAUAAAUUGCACUGAGCGCUGCUGAACUUACUAAUGAGUAAGCAUCCAGAGGAUUCAGUCAUUUGCUUCGAAAGCUUGGGGGCGGGGACGGGACUCAGGUGGGCAGUAGCGUCAGUGAAAAGCGUUUUGAGACCUUAGCUUUGGAGGGUGGAAUCCAUUUUAGAAAUGGUAUUGGAAGCAAAUCCUAUUGAUUUCUAUGGAGCGCAGUAUUUAGCCUGACCUCCCAAACACAGAUCACAAUCCAACUCAGAGGGCCGAUUCUCUGUGCUGGAGGCUGGUAGCCAGUACUUUUCCCCACCCCAGAGGCACCGUCGUAAAAUGGUUAGAGCGCAGGGCUAAUUUAGAAGAGGGCUCCACUGGGAUCCCCACUUGGUCCUGCUCACUUGCGUCAGUCUCGCCUGCUUCACGGCAUAGCUGUCAACGUUUCCCUUUUUUAAAGGGAAAUUCCCAUAUUCCGAAUAGGAUUCCGCGCAAGAAAAGGGAAAAGUUGACAGCUAUGCUUCACGGGGUUUUUGCUUGGGAGGUCAAAAUGGGUGGAAGAUCAAUGUGGAGGCUGCCCUGAGCUCUUUGGAGAAUGCAAAGGAAGGACCUAUACAGGCAAUCAAAUGAAUGAGGCUUAAUGUAAGAGAUCAAUAUAAAGGGAUCGGAGCUUCCGGUUGAAAUCCUCAGUCCAACCAAAAUAAUAGAAUCAUAGAAUUCUAAAGUUGAGAAAGGACCCCGAGGGUCAUCUGGCUCAAUUCCCUGCUAUGCAGGAAUCUCAACCAAAUCCAGAGGACUAGUGACUUGGAAAUGUCGAAUACUGUAUAUGACAAGCAAGCGCCAGGCUCUGACUGCCCCUCUGGGCUUCUUUCUCCUUGAUUCUCCGCAGAGCUGUGCGCCCUCCAGAAAUCCCUGGAGCAGGAGAAGCGGGACGCCGAGGAUCCGGAGCGACCCCGGCAGAGGAAGCGGCGGAAACCCCGCGUGCUUUUCUCGCAGGCGCAAGUCUACGAGCUGGAGCGGCGCUUCAAGCAGCAGAAAUACCUCUCUGCUCCGGAGAGAGACCACUUGGCCAACGUGCUGAAGCUCACCUCCACGCAGGUCAAGAUCUGGUUCCAGAACCGGCGGUACAAAUGCAAACGGCAGAGGCAGGACCAGAGCUUGGAGAUGGUGGGCAUCCCUCCUCCGCGGAGGAUCGCCGUGCCAGUCCUGGUCCGGGACGGCAAGCCUUGCCUGGGGGACUCGUCGCCCUACAGCUCCCCCUACAACGUCAGCCUCAACCCCUACAGCUACAACUCCUACCCGGCCUACAGCAACUACAGCGGCGCCGCCUGCAGCGCCAGCUACAGCUGCAGCUACCCGGGCGUGCAAGGCGUGCAGCCCGCGGCGCCCGGCGGCAACUUCAUGAACUUCAGCGUGGGGGACUUGAACCCAGUGCAGACGCCCAUCCCGCAAGGGAACAGCGCCCUCUCCACGUUGCACGGCAUCCGGGCCUGGUAGGCCUCCCAAGGCUCCCUCCCUCCUUGCGGCGGGGGCUGAGUGCUUGGGGGGGAAGACUUUUCCUGGACGGACUCCAAAGCGGGCAUUAAAAGCGGCCGGGCUGGACCUCCUGCUGGAGAGAGGCGGUCUGUCAACAGGGAUCACUCUGGGCUCAAGGAUCCGGGGGCGCGAGGGAGCGCAUCCCCCCACCGCACCGCCCAGGUUUGGGGUUCUUUCGGGGUGGGCGCACAGAGGCUCCCAAGGCGCCUCCCAGCACUCGCUCAUUCGCCCAAGGGAAGAUCUUGUCUACAUUGCUGGACACAUUUUCUGCCCCGCCAGCCAACUUCUGCUCUAGGCCAGGAUUGCGCGCGCUGCGCUGGGCUUUUUUAUGGUUCAAACUACAGGGAGCAGCUUGCUCUGCAGAUCGCAACCUUACAGCCAAGUUAAGAGACGGGCGCGAAUCCACUGGGCUCUCUUUUUGGAUCCAACUAGAACAUGACUUUCCAAGGGGGGUUGGCGUUUUCAGGGGGGCGGGUCUUGUUUACUAACAGAUAUACUCCCACUCGCGCUCUCUUAUCUGUUUCCUUUUAUUCUCAACACGUCCAGAAUCCUUUUCCUAUACAGUAUUUAAAAGCUCGAUGUCAGGAUCUUCAAGGGUUGCUCAAGUUGGCUGCGAGCUCAGGUUUUGAAACAAGAUUUCUCUUGCUAGGUUGUUCCGGUAUAGCUGGGGCUAUGUUGUUUUGUUUUUAACUUGGACACGUCCGGCCUUUCCUUCUCCAGGACCUUGCGUGGGAAUAUGUGUGUGUGUGCGUGCGCGUGUUGGGCAAGGGGGCGGAGUGGAGUAAAGACUUCCGCACUAUAGCCGAGGCCCCACCAGAAUGAAGGAAGUCAGACGCUGUUUUCGUUCCAGAUCCCCAUUUAGUUGUUAUGCACUAAAACAAGUGAUUGAUUUUGAUAGUAUUAAAUGCACUGUCUGUUCUUUGUCCAGCCGCUUGGUUUGAUGUACGUGGUCUCCCCCAUCCCCCCCUUUUUUUGCUGUACAGCCCGAUACAACUGAGUGUCUUGUCAUUAAAGAGAGUGGCUUGAGUUUGUGGGUCGUAUUUGCUUUCUUUCCUGCAACCGAGAAUUUUAUGGCUUCCCUUUAAUAGGGGUCGCGCGGGGCUAGCGAUUCUCUCUUGCCUGAUCCCACGGUCAAAACGAAGCACUUCCUUUUAAAUCUAAAAGGAGUCCGUGCCACUGAGCGGCGGGCGCAACCGAGCCAAAACCAGGCACUUUGAAAAUUGGGAGAGAUUCACAGGGCAAUUCGAUGCAUGCUCCUACAUGUAUACACACAAUAGAAAUAUCAUCGAAUUCAAUGGUACUUACUCCUAGGGAAUUGUGUCGAGGGUUGCAACUUCAAGCUUGUUUGUUUUCUACGUGUAAUUUGCCUAUCUAUUUAU